This is a messenger RNA of Cordyceps militaris CM01, 1443 nucleotides long. RefSeq lists its product as uncharacterized. The coding region runs from base 1 to 1443 and encodes 480 amino acids. Lineage: Eukaryota; Fungi; Ascomycota; Sordariomycetes; Hypocreales; Cordycipitaceae. Gene Ontology annotation, cellular component: extrinsic component of intraperoxisomal membrane. The transcript has 3 exons. Gene Ontology annotation, biological process: peroxisome inheritance. The record is from RefSeq and is a predicted model, not a curated record.
AUGGAGCCGUGUAGCCAACCUCGGCUCCUGCAAAGGCGAGUCGCAACCGCGCCAAUGCUGCUACAACCGCUCCACAGGACACCGCAUUCUGGAGAAAAGUGUGACGGAGACAAUCAUGCUCUAUUCCAUCACGCGGACGCCAAGGUGAUCUCUCUUGUCGCGCUCAGCGACCAGACGUUCAGUUUGGUUAGCAGCAACCGAGAUCCUAUCGGGCCAUGGCAAUCCCAUUUCGAGAGAACAAUCGCAAUUGGCUCACUCAAGCUUUAUCGAGCUCCAGGCUCUGUGGCUUUCUUGAGCUGUGGGAAUGCCUUACAGCCAAUGUUCCCCAAAAGCCAAUGCUGGUGCAUGGAGGAGGACGGCAGCAAAUUCAUUUUACAGAUACGGCCUCCGAGCUAUUGGCGAAUAGAGCUUGCUUCCCCGCAGGCGCCUGGUAGUAGCCUUCGCGACUGUCUCGAGUCCGUUCUGCUGCUGGAUAAGACUCCAUGCCCUUUUAAGGAGUCUGUGCCAAUCUUAUUACUCCCUCCAGACUCUCCGCCUGCGAAACAACGACGACCGUGGAAACCACUACGCAGUUAUCCCUCAGAGCCCAUUCUAGCGAGGGAACUGGGAAACCCGAGCGGCGAAAGCCACCUACUACUCCAGGGUGGCUUGGCCAGAGAUGCGAUGCCAGAGCAUCAAGGCCACCAUUCGAAGGAAACAGUACAACGGGAUGACCAAGGUCAUAGAUCAUUCACGCUCAUCGAAGGGUCGGCGAUAACUGCAGAAAAUAUGUCGUACACCGCUGAAGAUGAGACAAGCCCAGGGGAAGUCACUUCAAGCCUAGCCAAGAGCCACAGCUCCUCUGAAAGCAUAGUAUUGGCAAAUGGCAGCGAAUAUUGUACUGACAUGGGGCCAUGGUUCAAAAACGAACUGAUGCAGGAGAAGGAUGCACGUCGGUAUACCAUUGCGUCAAGCGGGCAUGAUGCCGAAUUAGAGGGUUUGAUCCAAAGAGCCAGGGGCAGCAUGCAGUCACAAGAGCUGCUGAGCCGCUGGGAUAUAAUAACGGCUGGCAAAACUCUUGCAGAAGUGGAAGUGGUCCUCGGGAAGAAUGUGUCGACUUCAGGUGCGACGCCAUACGGAACUUCGCAGCAAGCACCACGGCUACGACUUGGCCGAAAGGAGCUUCUUCCCUCGUCAACAGAGGCAACCCCAGAUGCUUCGGGGUCGGCACAGGCCGGUUUACUGCCAAAAGCCAUAUUUAUAUUGCUGCGUACCAUUUUGCAGGUUGUUAUAGUUGGACUACUUCGGAUAACAGGGACAGCAGCUGUGAACUGGUGGAAGCCCAACAGUCCAACUGGGGGCGCGCAACGCAGGUAUGGAUACCAGCCAAGUAAUGGCAGUGUUGCUUUGCACAUCCCAGAUCAGGAUGCCACUAUGAAUCAAGAUGCAUGGAAUGGACAGUAA